Molecule: messenger RNA, 5116 nt
Organism: Dothidotthia symphoricarpi CBS 119687
Lineage: Eukaryota; Fungi; Ascomycota; Dothideomycetes; Pleosporales; Dothidotthiaceae
Product: myosin-2
Exons: 5
Coding region: 227-4945 (1572 amino acids)
Biological process (GO): vesicle transport along actin filament; actin filament organization
Cellular component (GO): actin cytoskeleton; myosin complex; cytoplasm
Molecular function (GO): ATP binding; actin filament binding; microfilament motor activity
Source: RefSeq, a predicted model, not a curated record
CACCUCUCUGUGAAAUUAUCCACGACACCGCCCUCGACUGCCACGGAAUGUCUCUCUCGCUGUGACUGCAGCGACCCCGAAUGCAGGAGACGACAACGCCAGCGGCCGCCCCGAGAUAGCGAGCUGGAGCUGCACAUCCCGUGCCCAGUCAACACCGACAGGGCGCCGUGGACCCUGAUAUUGCGCUGCUGGAGACGCAGACGAGGGACACCGAGACGCGGCCACCAUGGCGCACAUCUACGACAUCGGCACGCGGGCAUGGCAGCCAGACACGACCGAGGGCUGGGUGGCCUCGGAGGUGGUCGACAAGCAGAUCGAGGGGGACAAGGUGACGAUGGUGUUCCGCCUCGAGAACGGCGAGACCAAGAAGGUCGAGACGACGAUUGUCGCCAUCCAGACGGGCAAAGACCCGAAUCUGCCCCCGCUGAUGAACCCGGCCAUGCUCGAGGCCAGCGACGACCUCACCAACCUGUCGCAUCUGAACGAGCCAGCUGUGCUCCAGGCCAUCAAGCUGCGCUACCUGCAGAAGGAGAUCUACACAUACUCGGGCAUCGUGCUCAUCGCCACAAAUCCCUUUGCGCGCGUCGACUCGCUGUAUGUGCCGGGCAUGGUGCAGGUCUAUGCCGGCAAGCAGAGAUCGUACGGCGCGCCGCAUCUGUUCGCCAUUGCUGAAGAAGCCUUUGCCGACAUGUUGCGAGACCAGAAGAACCAGACCAUUGUCGUCUCUGGAGAGUCUGGAGCUGGCAAGACGGUCAGCGCCAAAUACAUCAUGCGAUACUUUGCGACUCGCGAAUCCCCAGACAACCCCGGCAAGCGGAGAGGCAAGGCCGACGCCAUGAGCGAGACAGAAGAGCAGAUUCUCGCUACCAACCCCAUCAUGGAAGCCUUUGGUAACGCCAAAACCACACGUAACGACAACUCGUCUCGUUUCGGUAAAUACAUCGAGAUCAUGUUCAACAAGCAGACGGACAUCAUCGGCGCGAAGAUCAGGACAUACUUGCUCGAGCGGUCAAGACUGGUGUUUCAGCCGCUUAAGGAGCGGAAUUACCACGUCUUCUACCAGCUGGUCGCGGGUGCUACCGACGCGGAGCGCGAAGAGAUGUCACUGAAACCGGUCGAGGAGUUCAGCUACCUCAACCAGGGCAGCGCACCCAUUAUCGAUGGCAUGGAUGACAAGGCCGAGUUCAAUGCGACAAGAGUCUCAUUGACCAAGAUCGGUGUUCCAGCAGAGACGCAAUCUGGUAUUUGGCGUCUUCUCGCCGCGCUUUUGCACAUGGGAGACGUCAAGAUCAGUGCAACCCGUACAGACUCCAACCUAUCCCCAGACGAGCCAGCCUUGGUCAAGGCCUGUCGCCUCCUAGGGAUAGACGCCAACACCUUCGCCAAGUGGAUUGUCAAGAAGCAGCUCAUCACGCGAGGAGAGAAGAUCGUCUCCAACUUGACCCAACAACAGGCCAUCGUCGUGCGGGAUUCCGUUGCCAAGUUCAUCUACUCAAGUUUGUUCGACUGGUUGGUCGAGCGCACUAACGAGAGUUUGGCUACAGACGAGGUCAUCUCGCAAGCUCGCUCCUUCAUUGGUGUCCUCGAUAUCUACGGAUUCGAACAUUUUGCAAAGAACUCCUUCGAGCAGUUCUGUAUCAACUACGCCAACGAGAAGUUGCAACAAGAGUUCAAUGCACACGUCUUCAAGCUCGAACAAGAAGAGUACAUGCGAGAACAGAUCGACUGGACAUUCAUCGACUUCGCGGACAACCAACCGUGUAUCGACCUUAUCGAAGGCAAGCUCGGUAUCCUAUCUUUGCUUGAUGAAGAAUCGCGUCUCCCCAUGGGUUCUGAUGAGCAAUUUGUGACCAAGCUGCACCACAACUACUCUGGCGACAAACACAAGUUCUACAAGAAGCCUCGAUUUGGAAAAUCCGCCUUCACCGUCUGCCAUUACGCGAUAGACGUUACAUAUGAGUCUGAUGGCUUCAUCGAAAAGAACAGGGACACCGUCCCUGACGAGCAUAUGGAGGUGCUCAAAGCCUCGAGUAACAAGUUCUUGACCGAAGUUCUGGACGUCGCGGCGCAAAUUCGAGAGAAAGAGACCGCUAGCAACGCUACAUCGAAAGCUGGGGCUACCAUGUCUGCUGGUCGAAGGAUAGCAGUAAACCGGAAACCGACCCUUGGUGGCAUCUUCAAAUCGUCUCUCAUCGAGCUCAUGCAGACUAUCAACGGGACCGACGUUCACUACAUCCGUUGCAUCAAGCCGAACGAAGCUAAAGCGGCCUGGCAAUUCGACGGACCCAUGGUUCUGAGUCAACUGCGAGCCUGUGGUGUUCUUGAGACUGUCAGAAUCAGCUGUGCUGGAUACCCGACAAGAUGGACAUAUGAAGAAUUUGCUAUGCGCUACUACAUGUUGGUGCCGUCUUUGAACUGGACACCAGAGAUCCGGAACAUGGCGACUGCAAUUCUGAAAAUUGCAUUAGGUGACGGCAAGAACGACGGCACUGAUAAGUACCAGAUGGGUCUGACCAAGAUCUUCUUCCGUGCUGGUAUGCUGGCUUUCCUUGAGAACAAGCGAACGGCCAGACUUCACGACGCGGCUGUUAUGAUCCAGAAGAAUCUCCGAGCCAAGUACUAUCGCCGUGUCUACCUUGAGAUGCGUGAGGCCAUCAUCUCUGUCCAAGCUUUGGCAAGAGGUUACAUGACCAGGGAGCGUACUGAGGAGGCAAGACAAGUCAAGGCUGCGACGACCAUUCAACGAGUAUGGCGCGGUUCCAAGGAUAGGAAACAAUUUAUCGUGGUCAGGAACUCUGUCAUUCUAUUCCAGGCUGCCGCAAAGGGUUUCCUCUGCCGGAAGAACAUCUUGGACACCCGACUCGGAAAUGCUGCUCGCAUCAUUCAACGCACUUGGCGGUCACAAAGGUCACUCAAGGCUUGGAGACAAUACAGGAAGAAGAUUGUCAUCAUUCAGGCGCUUUGGAGAGGAAAGUUGGCCCGCCGUGAAUACAAGGGUCUGAAGGCCGAAGCCCGUGACCUCAAGAACAUUUCCUACAAGUUAGAGAACAAGGUUGUUGAGCUUACACAGACUCUUGGUUCAAUGAAAGAGCAGAACAAGACUCUCAAAUUCCAGGUCGAGAACUAUGAAGGUCAGAUCAAGUCCUACAAGGAAAGGAGCCGUGCUCUCGAGAACCGACAGAAGGAACUGCAGGUCGAGGCAAAUCAGGCUGGUAUCACUGCUGCCAAGUUGAGCCAAAUGGAGGACGAAUACAAGAAGCUGCAGGCAAACUACGACGAGAGCACCGCCAAGAUGCGACAUCUGCAGGAAGAGGAGAGGCAGCUACGCGCUUCGCUCCAGCAGACUUCCGACGAUCUCGAGUCUUCCAAGAGGAGGAGCAACGUCACCGAGACUGAGAAGAUGUCGCUCCGACAACAACUCACCGAUCUGCAGGAGCAGGUCGAACUCAUGAAGCGUUCUGGUCCAAUCACGGAGCUGUCAAAUGGGCAUGUGCCUAUCGCGGCCAGCAGUUUGAUCAAUCUUGUCGCAUCAAAGAAACCAAAAAGGCGAAGUGCUGGCCCAGACACUCGCGAUUUGGAUCGCUUCAGUAUGACCUACAGUCCACGACCUGUCUCAAUGGCCGUCGGUUCUACCGUCCACCGACAGAACUUGUCUGGCUCCACAUUCAACCAACUCGAUAACGUCGAGCAUGAGCUUGAGAAUAUCCUUGCUGAUGAGGAUAUGCUCAACGACGAGGUCACGCUGGGGCUCAUCAAGAAUCUCAAGAUCCCUGCACCUACUACUACACCUCCGCCCACCGACAAGGAGGUUCUCUUCCCCGCAUACCUCAUCAACCUCGUCACCUCCGAGAUGUGGAACAAUGGUUUCGUCAAGGAGUCUGAGCGUUUCCUUGCGAACGUCAUGCAGUCUAUCCAGCAAGAAGUCAUGCAGCACGACAGCGAUGAUGCAAUCAACCCAGGUGCUUUCUGGCUCUCGAACGUUCACGAGAUGUUGUCCUUUGUCUUCCUCGCCGAGGACUGGUAUGAGCAGCAAAAGACCGACAAUUACGAGUACGAUCGGUUGUUGGAGAUUGUCAAGCACGACUUGGAGAGUCUCGAGUUCAACAUCUACCACACCUGGAUGAAGGUGCUCAAGAAGAAGCUGCACAAGAUGAUCAUCCCCGCCAUCAUCGAAUCGCAGUCUCUGCCUGGUUUCGUCACCAACGAGAGCAACCGCUUCCUCGGCAAGUUGCUUCAGGGCAGCAACACCCCCGCUUACAGCAUGGACAACCUACUCAGCCUGCUCAACAGCGUAUACAAGGCCAUGAAGGCCUUCUAUCUUGAAGACACCAUUAUCAUGCAGUGUGUUACCGAGUUGCUGCGCCUAGUCGGCGUGACUGCCUUCAACGAUCUGCUCAUGCGCCGCAACUUCCUCUCUUGGAAGCGUGGUCUCCAGAUCAACUACAACAUCACUCGUAUUGAAGAAUGGUGCAAGUCGCACGACAUGCCCGAAGGCACGCUGCAGCUCGAACACCUUAUGCAGGCGACCAAGCUCCUCCAGCUAAAGAAGGCUACCCUCAACGACAUUGAAAUCAUCCAGGACAUUUGCUGGAUGUUGUCACCCAACCAGAUCCAGAAGCUACUCAACCAGUACCUGGUCGCCGACUACGAGCAGCCUAUCAACGGCGAGAUCAUGAAGGCGGUUGCAAGCAGGGUCACAGAGAAGAGCGAUCUCUUGCUCCUUGCGGCCGUGGACAUGGAGGACUCUGGUCCGUACGAGAUUGCGGAGCCCAGAGUGAUUACCGCAUUAGAAACGUACACGCCUUCUUGGCUACAAACUCCCCGCCUCAAGCGCCUUGCGGAAAUUGUCUCGCAACAGGCAAUCGCGCAGCAGGAGAAGAUGGAAUACGAGCACACGAACGGCGACGGCAUGAACGGCACCGAGCCUAUCAUGGAGGAGGCUUAGAUGAUAAUGACUUUGCAUGAUGAUUGGCGGGGGAGGGACAAACCCCCCCUUGUUUUUUAGACAUAUACAUUGGGAGACGAAGUGAGUGAGUAGGUGGGUGGAUGGGUGCCGUUCGCAUUGUAGUUGUAGGCGCUGUCUUUCCCGCUGGACUCUGUUCUUCUUGAGGCGAGG